AUGGGAGGUGCCCGCGACUCAGCCUCGCUCGCCUUCACCCUCAAUUUAUUUGUCUUCAGUCCUCUCGUGCUCAACCCGACCAAACCAAACCAAACCAACAACCCGCCGCUCGAUUACCUCGCACCAACAGCUUAUCCGACGCGUAUUAACUUUCCUCGUCGCAUUAGUGCUAAUAUCUCCCCACCAGGCGAUGCUAUGAGCACCCCAUCGGCACUCAACGGGCGUCUUGUCCCGCUCAGGACAAAAGACGAGGUGCGCGCCAGCCUAGAGACGCAGACUGUCUAUGUCAUCGAGGUGCCAGCCAAGCACGCCAAUGUGGUCAAAGAUGCCGUGCAAGCAGCAUUGCCCGAAUUCAAGACGUCUGAGAUCUCGCACCUACGCCGCGUAGUCCAAUUCAAGUACCUACCGCCACAUCUGCAACGGCAGUUCCAUCCGCCCGCGAGGCUCCCCAGAGGUGAAGAAGAUGAUCCUGCAUCUGCAAAAAUAUUAUUAUCUUCCUCUGCUUCUUUGCUGCCUUCUGAAUUUUGUCCUGCGUCUGCGUCUUCGGUCGAUGAUGGCAGCCAGACUGCUGAUUGCGAAGUUGUUACUAAAGAUUUUGAUCUAGUUCGUUAUUUCCUACUUUGUCCAACGCGUUACAUGAGCCAUGCCGAUCUCGCGGCCCUCAUACGCACAUGUCCGCCAUUCGAAGGCAGGGCUACACAACCACGCAUCCUCUACGUGACGGUCCCCUCCCUAGCCCCCAUCUCUGCCGGGCAGGCUGCAGAGUGGAGCGAUCAGUACUGGCCCAUCUCCUACAAGAACACCAACCCAUACGGUCCGCAUCCAAGCCUCGUACAACGCAACCAGGACGAGAUACAACCCGAGGCUGGACUUCGCAUGGCACUGGCCAAGGGCGUCGCUGAGCAAAUAUCAGACCUGGGUCUUGGUGAAAAGAUUGGUGUCGUCAUCGUCGACCGGUCCAAGAGCGAGCCUGAAGUCAUUGCCGUUGCAGGCGACUGCCGUUGGAGGUCAUUCACCGGAACACCCGAACCCAAGACUGGAACCGGAAACGUCAUGGGCCAUGCCGUACAUCGAGCCAUCUCCAUGGUUGCAAAGAAGCGAACCCGCGCAGCUGGCACAGCCCCAGCGUACCCAGAUCGACCACUCUUCUGCGACAACCCCCUCACCGACCUCGAGAAGACAUACUUUGAAAAAGAAAAUAUCUCCCCAAGCGGCUACCUAUGCGUCGACCUCGACAUCUACCUCACCAAUGAGCCGUGCGUCAUGUGUUCCAUGGCCAUCCUACACUCUAGGUUUAGGCGCUGCAUCUUCGGUAAGCGGAUGCCCCACACCGGAGGAAUGACAGCCGACGGACUAGGCGACUCUUCGCCUUCUGGCAGCGGCCUAAAGAACGGUCUCUUCUGGCGACCCAGUGAACUCAACUGGAAGUUCCUAGCCUGGGAAUUCAAGGAGGGCGGCCAGUCCGAGGAUUCAGAAAGCGGCUUUAAUGAUACUCUACAUGCUUAA
This is a messenger RNA of Pyrenophora tritici-repentis Pt-1C-BFP, 1506 nucleotides long. The record is from RefSeq and is a predicted model, not a curated record. NCBI's taxonomy places the organism in Eukaryota, Fungi, Ascomycota, Dothideomycetes, Pleosporales, Pleosporaceae.